Brugia malayi is the source of this 4368-nucleotide messenger RNA. RefSeq lists its product as uncharacterized. The record is from RefSeq and is a predicted model, not a curated record. The transcript is spliced from 6 exons. The coding region runs from base 1 to 4368 and encodes 1455 amino acids. NCBI's taxonomy places the organism in Eukaryota, Metazoa, Nematoda, Chromadorea, Rhabditida, Onchocercidae.
AUGAAAAAACAAAUAUCUAUCACAGUUAUUACAAUAUUUUUACUAUUUGCCAUUUCAUCUGCUCAACAAGAAAGUAAACAACCAGAUGAUUCAUUAUUGAUAAGUGAAAUCAGAUCAAACAGAGCGUAUAGACAAGCGAUUCUGCAUCAAAAAGAUAAUGUCAUCAAAUUACCUAACCAUAAGGUUACCACCGCUCAUUAUGUGAACUUAUCCAAAUCCAUGGCUGAAGUACCAUCCAGUGAUGCCGUGGUUAAAGUGUAUGGAGAAGCAAAUCCAAGUAAAACGGAUGAAGAAUUAUUGGAUGUUGAAACAAAUACACAAAUUGUGUAUGACAGCGAUCAUACAUCAUCAAUGCCAUCAUCUGAUCAAAGUAUUCACCAUUUAUCGAUAAGCGGUUAUGGGGCACCGGCAGAAGAAACGGAAACGGCAGAGACGGAUCAACAAGCUGAAGUCAUUACGGAAAUGAAAGCAUCAAUGCCUCCUGCUAUUGAGGAUCCAUAUGGCGGUGGUGGUAGUGGUGCUGACGGUAAUGCAGUUCUGACUGAAGCAGAACAGCAAGCGAUCACUGCGGAAAACCCGUCGACAACAAGCAGAGAAGAAGGAAGUUCUUCUAUCACAAAUACUGAACAAGCUAUUAUACCAAACAAAGAAUCUACAAACAUUACGGAAUCUGAAGAAACAUUUAGGGAAUCAGGAGAAAGCGCAACUGAAUCAAGUAUGAGUGAUGCUAAAGUGACAGAAAGUGUCAAGAAAGCAUGUGCGGAAGAUUGUGAAGUAUCUACGGAAGGGUCAGUGGGAAUAGAUAAAGGAUCUACUGAAGCAAUUGUUGAACUAAGCCAGACUUCUAGUGGUAGUCAAGAAGACAGUAUAGUAUCAUCAACAGGUGACAGCAUAGAAGGUUACAGAGGUAGUAGCAAACAAUUUGAGAGUAAGAGCAACGGUACUGAAGCUGUUGGCAUGUCAACAUCUGAAAGCGAGAAGACAGAAUCAGCACCUGAAGGGUAUGGCGCAGUACCGGAAACUGUCAGAAGCGAAGUACCACUGAAAACAGAAGUAGAAAGUAUUUCCAGUGGGAGCAUUGAAAUUACACUAUCCGAAUCAACUAUGGAAUCAUCCACUUAUAAUAACAUUACGCAUACACAAACAAAAGCGGUCGAUAUGCAAACCGAGGCGGAAGAUUUUGGUUAUGGAGUGAUUUCUGAAACUAUAAAAGAGCAAUCGAGUCAAGAAAAUCAAGAAAGUGUUACUAGAAUUGAAACUGCUACGCAUCAAAGUUUAGAUCAGACAACUGCGCUUGAGACAGAAAUGAGUUCCAACCAAUCCGACUUAGCAACAAACUCUGCGGAAGUCACAAGUGAAUUAUUCACUUCACCUAUAACUAGUAGUACUACAGCGGAUACUUCCUAUAUUAUAACUGAAGGAACAGCUAUCGCAAAGGUAGAAAGUUCUCCAGUCAUUGAAUCAACAGAAAGUAUUUCAGGUUAUGAAAUUCAUAAUGAACCUCAAGAUACCGUAACAGUCAUUAAAGUAGAUUUACCGGGAUUAAACAAAGAAUCAGCAUCUCAUUUGUCAAAAUCGAUUGAGGAAGCAACUGCAUUGUCCAGUACUAGUAUGGAAACCGGAAUGGCAAGCGAAAAAGCCACGAUAGUAUUGGCUGGUACAGUAAGCAAAGGACCAGAAGACUUGAAAGAUUCCACAGAAUCUAGCAUACGAGUAAAUGAAACGACAGGAUUUUUCAGGGAAGCAACUCUUACGUCUACUGAAAAACUACCAGAAUAUAGUACAGUAGCAUCAGAAUAUAUUACGGAUUCAACGUACCAGAAAAAAGAAACUAUAGAAUUGCAGAAAACAAGUGAGAAAAUUAAAGUAUCAUCUUCAGCACCAUAUGAUGUUGAAAAAAUACCUGGAGAUUUAUUAACAACAUCAGAUGGAGCAGUUGUAACUUCUGAAGCUUCUGAGUAUCAAACAGCCACAAAAUUAGAAGGACUAAUGGCAGUGGAAGAAACAACUGAAAUAUCAAAAUCUGAUGAAGGAUUAGUAGGAUAUGGUGAUAUAGGUGAGAGUGAACAGGUAUCAAGUAAGGGAAGUCAGGAAGGAUCAGGAAUUAUUGCCACAGAAACACUUGAAGGAACUACAAAACGAAGUGAAUUGCUAGAUGAAGAAAUUUCAACUAAUGAUGCAACAACGACAUUUAUUGAACAACCAAAGGCAAUUUCAAAUGAGAUGGUUAUACCUGAUGAAGCCACAGGAUCUCAGGAACAACCGAUAGGAUAUGAAGGAUUAGCAUUAACUGCUGAUACUGGUAGAUCUGAAGAAGCACAGCUCAAUCAAACUAUAACUAAUGAAGAGCAAGCAACAGGGUAUGAAUUAAGUGUAUCUAGUCAAAGUGUUGCCACUUCUGAAGUUGAUAUUACAACUGACAAAGUUGUGGCUGUCACAGAAAGUACAUCAACUGCUCAAAGUGAACGCGCAAUUAUCCGAACUAGUCCGGAAGAUUUUGGUUAUGGUGGUGCUGUAGAAGAAGGAAUUACUGAGAGAGAACAUGUCGGUAGCAAUAUUGCAGUAAAUUCAGCAUCUACCAUAAGUAUCGAAGAAACAAUGGAAAAUUCAAAUUUAAGCCAGCAGUAUUCAGAAUUAAGUGGAAGUGCGGAAGCUAGUAAAUCUAGUGAAGGAGAAGCUGUUUAUCUCAAAAGUACUAGCAUGGCGGAACAGUCUGCAAGUGGAGAAGCAACGACAGCGAGUAAAAGUAUUGGUAGUGCACCAGGAUACGAUGUUAGUGUUUCGGAUUAUUAUCCUACAACUGAAGAGAUAAUUAAUGAAUUAUCAGGAUCAGAUGAAAAAUUAACCGAACAACAGGAAAUUGCAGAAAUUACAUCAUCUUUAAAACCGGAAACUAGUGAAAGAAUAUCAGUAGUAAAUGAAGAAACUAGAAACUUUGUAAGCAUCACAGAAUCAGCAGCUGAUGGCUAUAGAGUUUCUGCAGAAGAAAAAUUCACAGAAACUCCAAUUAGUGAAACAAUAUCAAUUCAAGCAGAAUCUAAUAAAAUCUCAACAGAUGCAGAUGAUUUCGGUUACGGUGGAAGACUUGAAGAGGUAACAGAAGCGGAAACUUUAGUGACAACAGCUGAAUCUAUCGUCACAACACAAGGAAUGCAAUUUACUGAUGAAACAAAAAGUGAAACCAUCCAGCAACCUUCAGCAAUAGAAACUUCAUCAAUGGAACGUACUACAAAACUUGAAACAAGUUCUGCAAUUGAAAGCACUGAAAUUUCUUCACAAUAUCCUGUUGCUGAUAGAGGAGACACUAUGACAUCUUUAGAAAAAAAUAAUGAAAUCAUAGAAACUGACAAAUUUUCAGAAAUCGUUGAAUCUACUGUUCCUAGUCAAGCAGCUAAGAUGGAAAGCACAUUAAUGGAUGUAAUAACGAAUGAAGAAGAAACGCCGAUACCCUAUGGUAUAAGUGAAGAAGCUCUAAAACUAAUUACAAUGACAAAGAAAACGGAAACGGGUCUUUCAAAGCUAACCGGUGCUACAGUUGCUGUAACGGAAGAAGCAAAAGAAGAAAGUGAAAUGACUGAUACAGAAACCACAAAAGAAUCUCAUUUAGCAAUUGAAAGUGUUAAAUCUGAAAAAACAUUAGGUGAAGUAAGAAAUGAAAUGGACAGUAUGUCAUCAGAAACUACUUCAGAAAAUACUGCAUCUGAGUUUUAUGAAGCUAAAAUACCUAUGGGUCCUGAAGAUUUUGGAUAUGGAAGUGAAAAAGAACUGAGUACUGAAUUGAUAUCAUCAAGUGCAGAAUCAGUGACGACAAUAAGGUCAGAGUUAUCAUCUAAUGCUGAUCAAACUUCCAUUGCUCCGGAAUUAUCAGUUAGCAAUGAAUACGCAAAUUUUGGAAUGUCAAAAGCGCCCGAAUAUGAAAGCAGUGAAAAAUUGCUGAGUGCAACUGUUCCUUCAGUUACAUCAAAUGCUUUAACUGAAUCAUUUACUAUAAUUCAAAAAGAAAGUGUUACAAGAGAAGAUGAAAGAAGUAUGCCGACUACAAAAGUUUCCGGAAAUGAUGAUAAUAAAACAGAAUUAAGCAAUGCGGUAUCCACUUCAACUGCUAUUUCAGAAGAAAAGAAGCAAGAUGAUCACUCAGAUGUGCCAAACGCAGUAUUAUCAAGCAUACAAUCGAAGCAAACUGGUAACUCAGCAAAACGGAAAUGGAGACCAUUCACUAUAAACUGUGACACGGAAGUGGACGAAAAAGGUGAUCUUUGUCGAGAAUGGGCUAAAGCUGACCUUUGUGACACACAUCGGCCAACAAUGUUUCUUUUUUGUAGGCGGACAUGUCUAUGUAUUGGACCGCCAACAGAUGCGCCAAUAUAA